This is a messenger RNA of Cladophialophora yegresii CBS 114405, 1455 nucleotides long. RefSeq lists its product as uncharacterized. Gene Ontology annotation, molecular function: transmembrane transporter activity. Bases 1 to 1455 code for a protein of 484 amino acids. Gene Ontology annotation, biological process: transmembrane transport. Lineage: Eukaryota; Fungi; Ascomycota; Eurotiomycetes; Chaetothyriales; Herpotrichiellaceae. The transcript is spliced from 3 exons. The record is from RefSeq and is a predicted model, not a curated record. Gene Ontology annotation, cellular component: membrane.
AUGGCCUCAGUUAAGAAGCCGUCAAACAGCGACUCCGACAGUGGCACCAGAGCAGCCGAACCGAAAAUUGCCAACGAACAUGUUCCUGAAGGCAUCAACGAGCGAGCUCUUGUGCGGAAGCUCGACCUCACCCUCCUUCCCGCCUUGACGCUGUUGUAUCUCCUAUCAUUUCUCGACCGAUCCAAUGUCGGCAAUGCGCGCAUCGAGGGCUUGACAACCGACAUACACAUGUCUGGCGAUGAGUAUCUCACUGGCCUGACAUUGUACUUCAUUGGAUAUGUUCUCUUUGAAGUGCCCUGCAAUCUCGUGUUGAAGGUCUGGACCCCAAAGCUUUGGCUACCGACCCUCACUUUCGCUUGGGGCGUUGUGGCGACAUUGAUGGGCGUGACUCAAUCUAAAGCCGGGUUUUAUGUUGUUCGAUUCUUCCUCGGUGUCACUGAAUCGGGGCUCUUUCCGGGCAUUGUGUUCUACCUGUCGAUGUGGUAUAAGCGCAACGAACGGCAGUUUCGAGUCGCGUUGUUCUUCAGCGCUGCAUCGCUUGCGGGAGCAUUCGGAGGUAUUCUGGCCUUUGGCAUUGCGAAGAUGAGAGGCGUUGGCGGUUACAACGGCUGGCGAUGGAUCUUCAUUCUAGAGGGACUCCUCACCAUCGUCGUGUCCGCGGCCUCCUACUUUUUCAUACACAACUACCCCGACACAGCGAAGUUCCUUAGCGACGAUGAACGGGAAUACAUCCAGAACCGCCUCAAGCUCGAUAGCGAUGCCACGCAGCACGAGAAGCUCGACUGGGCCAAUGUCAAGAAAGCCUUCACCGACGUCAAAUGCUGGCUCUACGCCUUGGGCUUCCACAGCCUUUCGCUCCCACUGUACACGCUCUCGCUCUUUCUGCCAUCGAUCAUCAAAUCCCUAGGCUAUACAUCGGCGACUGCGCAACUGAUGUCGAUUCCCCCCUACGCCAUCGCGUUCUGCCUGACGGUCACAUUGGCGAUCCUCUCAGAGAAAUACCGCAUCCGUGCGCCUUUAAUCUUCGCGUCCUCCUCGCUCGCCAUCCUCGGAUACAUCCUCCUGCUCAGCGAUCCCCGACCUGGCGUGUCAUACGUGGGCAUCAUCUUCGCUGCCAGCGGGAUCUACCCGUCUGUGGCGCUGGUGCUGAGCUGGCCCGCCAACAACGUCAGCGGACAGACCAAACGCGCCGUCGCCAACGCCAUGCAGAUUAGUAUUGGGAACCUGGGGGCCGUGUUAGGCACGCAGCUCUACCGCACGGAGACGGCACCGCGAUAUUUUCUCGGACAUUCGUUCGCGUUGGCCUACAUGGUGGCGAACCUGGCAGUGGUGACCACUUUGUAUCUCGUGCUGAAAAGGGAGAAUGCGAGGCGCGAUGCUAAGGAGUCAGGGGAUGUUGAUCCUGAGGGACGGUGGCUUGGAGACGAGGACCCGAGAUGGAGGUUCCAUUUGUGA